GGCUGAAGGCUUCUGCAUCGUCAGGUAUACCACAUCUCUGCCUCUUCUACGAAGUUGCUCGAAUGCUGUAACAAUGAACGCCGUUCCCCUAUGCCUACUCCUACCCCUACUUGUUCAGCUGUCUGCUACUCUCUUUUACCUUCACUGCCUCUACUCCUUCGAGCUCUACUUUUCAAUCCCCAGCAUGGUCAAGAUCAUGAUGUCUAUCAACUUCUUUCGUCAGUACGGUAAGUAAGCUUUUGCUAUACAAAACUCCUUCUGCUGCUUCAGCAUCUUGUUGCAAAAGAAAGCUUGGGUAUGCCCCUAAUAAAUAGGGAUGCAAAUUGUGUAUGAAUAGGCUCAAGCCCUUUCGAUGCAAAUUGCAGAUGAAGAAGUCACUCUCAGUGUCACGUCGUGGCGUGUUGAUGCCGUACUUCUUGGACUCAUAACAACAACAACAACAACAUGCAGAAGAGUUUGAAUUUUUGCGAGUAUUCCAGUCCUUCUCCUCCUCUCGCAAAGAAAGUUCGUGGUGUGCGUCCACGUUGAGCAGCAAAAGAAGAAGGCGUCAUCGUAGUGCUGCACGCUCUAGCACUGGCGCGUCAACACCUUGACGAGCACGCCCAGAAGAAGACGAAAAUAUACACGAGGCUACUGCUUGCAGGCUUCUAGUACGGAUAUCCAAAAGAAGAAACUCAGUCGUGACGACCGACAAAAGCCGAGACCGCAAAGCCUCCAGGUGAAACGCCUACAAUUACUUACUAUUACCUAUCACGACAACAAAUAUUCUGCGAUUACCUAUCACGACAACAAAUAUUCUGCGAACAGGAUGCGGGCUGAGUAACAUGUCUUCUUCUUCUUUUACUGGUGGCCUCACAUCGGCAUUACUACAAUUUUCUUCCUUGCUUUACCAGAAGAAAAUGCUUCACCUCUACUAGCACUAACUGCACUAGUAGACUAGAAGUUGUACCCACGUCAGAAACAGCAGGCUUCUUCCUAGAGCCUAGAAGAUCCAUCCGCAGGCUAGUUAUUUUGAAGCUCCUUCUAGUUCUAUAAUUCCGUUAUAUGAGUUUCAAUUCCUUGUCAAUGUCUUCCAGCAUAGAUGAAGCGAAGCUCCUAAAUCUUAAAACACGCCAGGAGCAGCACUGCGACCGGUCUCAGCCUGGCAAAAAGCAAUGCAUGGGCCGUGCUUCAAGAUCAGCAAUGCCUCAAGAAAAGAGGACAGCAGGCAUACGAAGAGAUGACACUACAAGAAGAAGAAGAACUUAAAUUUCGUCAUCUACAUGCUAUUACUAUUUCUCAUCUUCGCUUUUUACUCUUACUUAGACCUCACGAAGUACACAGUAGUCUUGUUAUUGAACAUGAUCCGCGUCGCCAUCUUAUUUCGUAGUAUGUUAACAUUUAACAUUGGUCCUUCUGCUGUUGUGCGUAGAAGAUACACUUGGGGUCGUGGUCAGCGUGAUCACUCUCUGCCUUGAUUUUUACUCGGAAGCAGCUUGAUCGCCUACGAAGAAGACUCUUUUGAUCGCCGGCCUUUAACGAUGCGACGCCAAGCGAAGGAAGGGGCACAAGGCAUUUUUUCAGCAACAGACGCGGAGAGGUAUAAGUAAGAUUCUACCUCCAUUCAACACUUGGCAGAAACCGUUACCUCCAUUCAAACGUCAGGGAAAAAGUCAAAUGAUGACUCAGAUAGAAGUAGCUGGCCUGUCAUCUUGGUCGGUGUGCCGUUUUCCGUGACUCGCGUCGACUAUGCCCGCAAGGGGAGACAGAGCCGCGCCACUGAUUUGAUCUCAUUUGAAUUAGCAGUAGAUGUAGAUGGAGGCUCUGCGCCUCCUAGUAGUACUAGGGGCGUCUCCAGCUGUUGCACAAAUCGCAGUAGAAAUGUAAAAACUAGUACAACGAGAACUCAUGUUAUUGUUCAAGUAUUAGAAUACUUUCUGCGCAUGAUCAUCUUCUGAUACCAGCUUCCUUGAGCGGUUCCGAGAGCUAUCGCGGUUUAGGGGCGAGUCAUUGCGGUGCAGGAGAUCAGGACGACUUAUGAAGAGGACAGGAGUUUACUCUUUUUUCUACGCCCUGCGCACUCCUUACUUACAUAGUUAGUCAGUAAUAUAAGAAUGCAAUUAGUCUUCAGAACUAAAAAAGGAUAAAAGUUCUUAUGAAUCUUCGUCCUUCGGAACACAGACGCACGGAUGUAGUUGUCGUCGUGCAUAUUUUUGCAUAUGGGUGGAAGCGACACCUUCUCAUGGCGAGGAUAAGUAAGUAGGCAGACUGAGUUUCCUUGUCGAAAAGUGAGGCGAGAAUAGAAGAGCAUACUUGUUCAGGCCCUCCAGUUUCGUCUUCUUGCUUCUAAGUCCGCUAGAAGUGAGACGCAUAGUGAGGGAAAGGAGACGCUCUACCAGACCGAUGUGGACCACAAUCGAAUGGCUACAACCUAAACUUCAACCGUGACGUUUACGCGUUUAGGCCAUUAGAGGGCGAUGCAAAACAAAGAGCGACCAUCUACGAAUGGGAGACGCGUGCUACAAGUAUUUACUUCGAAAGAGUGCAACAUGUAGAAGAUGCACUAUGCAUAGUUUACUUCUACUAUUUAUGGGGGGCGCGUACUAUUCUCUUGCCAGUACAAGGAAGAACCCGCAAUGUCUGGGAGGGAAUAUCAAGAACAAGAAGUAGAAGUAUGGACAACUUAUGUACUUAGCAAUAUACUCGCCAUCCUUUCUCAGGAGAACCCGACGAAUUUCGGAAGGCGGCGAUGGAGCUACCACAGUGUAUAGCUUGUAGCCGAACCGGUCCCCUGAGCAAGCGUCAGCAUCUGCGACUUUCGAAGUAGAAUACCUACGCAUCUACUUCGUGCGUGUUGUGAAUGAUUCACAGCGUGUACGCUCAAGAACAUGAUCUUCUGCUGCAUGAUAUUAUUCCUAUCAGCCUUUUUAUAUGAUGCGCCAAAACUUUUGGCCCAAGGCAACUUGACGUAGCCAUUUUGGCUCAGGGCAACUUAUAUAUACAUUUUCCCCGUUUCAAUGAGAAUGAGGUGUGCUGCAAAUCUUGACUGGCUUCUUCCUUUCUAUAAGGUUGAGGCUUAGGCCCAGCGGCGCUCAAAGCACUAAAUAAAACAGCCGGUUCGUCUUUACCUCUAGCGUGUAGCCCUUCCGACAAUAUAUGACGCGCCAAAACUAAUUUUUAGGGGUAGCCUUUUGGCUUGGGAUGUACAGGAAUCAGGGGGAACAUGUGCGGGGCAGAUGUAUACACCUCAGACGCCUUGGCGGAUAUACAGACGCCGCACGGAAAUCACGGAGGGGAUGCGCGCUAGUUAUUUACUCGUGCCGGGGUUGUUCGUGCCGCUUUUUCCUUUUCCUGGUUUUCUAAGAUGUGGGUGCGCAAAUCUUAAUGGGAGAGAUGUACUUCGAGGCGUAUGCGCCUUUUUUCGUGAAAAUCCAG
Amoebophrya sp. A25 is the source of this 3414-nucleotide messenger RNA. The record is from the annotation of a GenBank genome assembly. Lineage: Eukaryota; Dinophyceae; Syndiniales; Amoebophryaceae.